ACUACAACAUUGAAGAAAGAGCAAAAGAUUACAAAGAACCGGAUCCAUACAACAUUACUGAAGAGAAAUUCUAUGACAGAAAAUCAGAUACUUAUCAUCAACGAGAAGAUUUCCGACGACGUCAAAAUUGCUAUAAAUCACGCUACUAA
Funneliformis mosseae is the source of this 149-nucleotide messenger RNA. Lineage: Eukaryota; Fungi; Glomeromycota; Glomeromycetes; Glomerales; Glomeraceae. The record is from the annotation of a GenBank genome assembly.